CUUCAGCAGGCGAGUGGUUUAUUUCAGCAACAGAAUGUCCACAGAUGUAACGAAGCCGCCGCAGGAUAGCGAAGGGUUCUGGAAGACGCGCUACACGAUACUGGUGCUGAACACCCUGGCCAUGGGCAUCAGCUACGCGACGCGCGUCAACAUCUCGGUGGCCAUCGUCGACAUGGUCAACGGGACGGCGCUGAGAGAGAGAGAGGCCGCUGAAGGGACCCAGCUGGUCCGUGAUCCGGACGCCUGUCCAGGGGAGCAGGUGGUGCUCGAGGAUGCCACAGGCCGCAGGGAUGGGGAAUUCAUUUGGGACAAGCAGAUGCAAGGAGAGAUCCUCGCAGGCUUCUACUACGGAUACACGAUUGGUCACAUCCCAGGAGGUGUGCUCGCUGACCGCUUCGGUGGUAAGGUCGUCUUGCUGGUCGGCAUUUUUGUCUCGUCUCUGCUGGCGAUUCUGACACCGCAGUCAGCGUGGGCUGGCUACUAUGUACUGUUUUUUAACAGACUCUGCCAGGGACUCGCUCAGGGUGGCAUAAUACCAGCUAUACAGACGACUGUUUGCAGGUGGGCACCAGACCACGAAAGGAGCUUGUUUUCCAUUAUUUUCCUAGGGUUAUUUGUUGGGAGCCUGGUGUCCAUGGCGGUGACUGGCGCUCUGUGCGAGACAGUGAUUGGCUGGCCGCUUUCCUUUUACGUUUUUGGAGCCGCCGGCCUGUUGUGGAGUGUGUCUUGGUUCCUGCAGGCUGCGGAUUCACCGGCACAGCAUCCGUACAUCGACCCAGUAGAACGCACCUACAUCGAGGAUACGAUAAAGUCAGCUGCUAAGACAAAUCUGCCGGUGCCGUGGAAGACUAUUUUGCUGACUCCAGCCAUCUGGGCGCUCAUCGCAGUCAUGGUCACUUCCGACAUGAGUUUCUACUUGCUGAUAACGUCGAUACCGCUGUACCUCGCCCAAGUCUUGCAUUAUGACAUCCGAAGCAAUGGAAUCAUAUCGGCUAUUCCCCACAUCACUGGUACAGCUGGAAGUUUGGCAUUUGUAUGGCUUACUAACUUCCUGCUCCGAAAGGAAUUUGUAUCCAGAAUCUGGACUUUUCGCAUAAUAAAUGCGCUGGGUACGCUGGUGCCCGGAGCGGCGCUGGUCGUGGUGGCGCUGGUGGGCUGCGACGCCGCCACCGUCAUCGCGAUGCUGGCCCUCAGCGGAUUCUGCACCGCCGACUGCACGAGCUCCUACCUUAACAUGCAGAUAAUAGCACCUAACUACGCGGGCACCAUCGUCGGCAUCAUCAACAUGUUCGCCAACCUGACGGGCAUCGCAGUCCCUUACAUCGUCGGCGCCUUCACCAACGCCAACCCAACGCGGACAGCUUGGAAUAACGUCUUCUACCUGUCGGCCGCAGUGGCCACCGUGUCGUACUUAGUCUACGCAGUAUUCACGACUACUGAAGAGCAGCCGUGGAACGUGCCACCCUCAGAAAGAGCACAGAAAGCAGACACCAAGGAAGGCAUCGAGAAUACAGCAUUUGACGAAGGCAUAACACAGAUGGCUGAUGGAGAUACGACGCAGCAAAGUCAUCUGAAAUCCAUCGUUCCUUAGGCUCCGUUCAAUGGACACGAAUUCCAUGUACCAACGUGGUCGACGCAGCUGUGCGACAUCGUCGUUGCGACAGACAUCACGAACUCCGUCAUUAAUGGAGCACCAUGCAAACCGAAGAUCCCUUCCUGCAACAUUACACAAUCAUCGUGACCAGAACCAUAGAAGUUACCAACUACUGAGGCAGCCAUACGUACGGAACUCGCCCUCGACAGAACCAUCAGAAUGACUGAAAAGAUUCUGCUAACAAUAUUUUUCAGUGGCUGCGUGCAGAAUUAUGGUCAAAGUAUCAGCAAGAGCACAAAUUUAUUUAUUCACAAAUUUAAAUCUAAAUUGAAUCUCAAAUACAUGGUU
This is a messenger RNA of Schistocerca nitens (vagrant locust), 1942 nucleotides long. RefSeq names its product sialin-like. Gene Ontology annotation, molecular function: transmembrane transporter activity. Lineage: Eukaryota; Metazoa; Arthropoda; Insecta; Orthoptera; Acrididae. Gene Ontology annotation, biological process: transmembrane transport; monoatomic anion transport. The coding region runs from base 35 to 1591 and encodes 518 amino acids. The transcript has 11 exons. The record is from RefSeq and is a predicted model, not a curated record.